GGUUGAGAUACAAACGUUACCAAGCGGCUUCCACGUUCUUUCAGAAAAGUACAAGGAGAUCACAGUCAUGUUAGAUAUACGGCCAAACCACACCAUUUACGUCAACAACCUCAAUGAAAAGGUUAAAAAGGAAGAACUCAAAAGAUCACUCUAUGCAAUAUUCUCACAGUUUGGGCAAAUUCUAGACAUUGUUGCCUUAAAAACAUUGAAAAUGCGCGGCCAAGCUUUUGUCAUCUUUAAAGAAAUCCAGAGUGCUACAAAUGCAAUGAGAGCCAUGCAGGGAUUCCCUUUCUAUGAUAAGCCAAUGAAAAUUGCAUAUUCAAAGACAGAUUCAGAUUUGAUUGCAAAACAGAAAGGUACAUACAAAGAGCGUGGAAGCAAGCGCAAGGAGGAAGACAAGAAAAAGAAGAAGGGGAAAGAAGCAAAGGGAGCGACUACAGUGCCUGCUGGGGCAGCUGCUGCCGCCAAAGCAGGAGCAGGGGCAGGUGUGGUGCCACCAAGACCAGGCCUCUUCAACCAGCCUCCUCCUGUUCAUGGUGCAGGUGGCAUAGGUGUGCCAGAACAGCCUCCUAACCAAAUCCUCUUCCUCACCAACCUUCCAGAUGAAACCUCAGAAAUGAUGUUGUCUAUGCUCUUUACCCAAUUCCCUGGUUUCAAGGAAGUACGACUUGUACCCGGACGCCAUGACAUUGCCUUCGUGGAGUUUGAGAAUGAAAUGCAGUCUGCAGCUGCUAAGGAUGCGCUACAGGGCUUCAAAAUUACACCCACGCAUGCUAUGAAAAUUGCAUUUGCAAAGAAGUAAAAAGAUCAUUUCCAACUCUCAUUAUAGAUAAACUUCACAAGUUAGAUAAAUAUAAUUCCACUUUUUUUUUCUUCUUUUUUUUCCCACCUUUUUUGGGGGGAAGGGCAAAGGGGCUACAAACUAUUUCAUACCUGAUUAAGGAUGCUAUUAAGAAGCAUUGUUUUAAUGCCAAUAAUUGUAUCUGAUUUGCAUCCUUGCUGUCCGAGAGUAAACAAAGAUGUUUGUGAAAAUGUAAGUAUUCAACAGUUACUUGUACACUUUUCUUUGUUUAAUCCUUUCCUUGUUGGAGGGGAACAUUGAGUCUGUCUGUAUUUUUUACAUUUUUCUUUUAGAAAGAUUGUCAAAUUGACUCGUAUGUCUUUUGUAUGUAAUCAGAAGCAGUCAAUGGAUAUAAAAUAAAUUAUAAAUAGACAA
Molecule: messenger RNA, 1216 nt
Organism: Penaeus chinensis
Lineage: Eukaryota; Metazoa; Arthropoda; Malacostraca; Decapoda; Penaeidae
Gene: snf
Product: U1 small nuclear ribonucleoprotein A-like
Exons: 6
Coding region: 68-802 (244 amino acids)
Biological process (GO): mRNA splicing, via spliceosome
Cellular component (GO): U1 snRNP
Molecular function (GO): U1 snRNA binding
Source: RefSeq, a predicted model, not a curated record